Molecule: messenger RNA, 2274 nt
Organism: Crotalus tigris (Tiger rattlesnake)
Lineage: Eukaryota; Metazoa; Chordata; Lepidosauria; Squamata; Viperidae
Gene: NR5A1
Product: nuclear receptor subfamily 5 group A member 1
Exons: 7
Coding region: 176-1975 (599 amino acids)
Biological process (GO): hormone-mediated signaling pathway; regulation of transcription by RNA polymerase II; tissue development
Cellular component (GO): RNA polymerase II transcription regulator complex
Molecular function (GO): RNA polymerase II cis-regulatory region sequence-specific DNA binding; zinc ion binding; nuclear receptor activity
Source: RefSeq, a predicted model, not a curated record
AUGGCAAAGGUCCUCUUUAUCUUCUCAGCUGCCACAUUCUGAUGCUGGUUUAUGAACAGUGUUUUGUAUCUUAAUUUCAUUUCUUCUUCUUCUUUCUGUUUUUUUUUUUCUUCUUUCUGGUUCUUUUUUUUUUUCUUCUGUUGCUAACACCGUCACGUGGCCAUGGAGGAAGCCAAUGAAGCAAGAAUUUCAACCCUACCAUGGUCACCAUAUGAAGGCGGGGACUGGACGAGUGUUCGGCAAAAGGCUGCGAUUGCCUGGACCGGCGCGUCCACAGAUUCUACCUGGCAGUGGGGGAUCCCGAGCCGGUUGCAAAAGUGGACUCCAUGUGGCUCCAUCCGGAUUAAGACCCGAAUUCCAAGGCUUUGGCCUUGCGCCACGUUCACUCUUGGAGAACUUCACAGCUAAGGAGAAGCUGGUGGAAUCAUCAGCCGGGGAGAGAAAAAGAGAGAGAAUCCAAGGGCUACUUUCCAAGCCCGCGGAGGUGAUGGAUUAUUCCUACGACGAAGACCUGGACGAACUGUGUCCCGUGUGCGGGGAUAAAGUCUCGGGCUACCACUACGGACUGCUGACCUGCGAAAGUUGCAAGGGCUUCUUCAAGAGAACCGUGCAGAACAACAAGCACUACACGUGUACCGAGACCCAGAACUGCAAGAUCGACAAGACGCAGCGGAAAAGGUGUCCUUACUGCCGUUUCCAGAAGUGCCUGGCCGUGGGGAUGCGACUGGAAGCCGUGCGCGCCGACCGAAUGCGCGGCGGGCGGAACAAAUUCGGCCCGAUGUACAAGCGGGACCGGGCGCUGAAGCAGCAGAAGAAGGCGCUGAUCCGGGCCAACGGCUUCAAGCUGGAGACGGUGCCCCCGCCGCCCCCCAUCGUCUCGCCCGUGCAGGCGGUGGACUACGGGGGUCUGCCGCCCUCCUUGCAAGGCUUGGGGGGUCACCACCAGCCCCCGGCCGGGCCGGCCAAGGGGCUGCCGCCGCCCAGCGCCGCUGCCAUGACCCCGAUCGACUACCAGCGCAGCCCCUACGGGACCCCCGCCCUGGCCGCCCCCGGCCCACCGGGGCCCGGGGCCCUCUCGGGCUACCACUACCCUCCUUUCGCCAGCCGGGCCAUCAAGUCCGAGUUCCCGGAGCCCUACGCCGCCCCCCCUCCUCACGAGGCCGGCCCUGCCUACCCCUUCCCGGAGCCCUAUCCGGGAGGAGGCGGCGGGGGCGGCGGCGGUGGGGUCUCGCCCGCCACGGCGCUGGACGUGCCCGAAGUGAUGCUGAAGCUGCUGCAGCUGGAAGUGGACGAGGGGCAGCUGAAGGAGCGCAUCCUGAGCUGCCUGCAGCAGCAGGAGCAGAGCAAAGGGCGGCCUGAGAAGCUGAGCACCUUCGGGCUUCUGUGCAGGAUGGCCGACCAGACCCUCUUCGCCAUCGUGGAGUGGGCUCGCAGCUGCAUCUUCUUCAAAGAGCUGGAGGUUGGGGACCAGAUGAAGCUGCUGCAGAACUGCUGGAGCGAACUGCUGGUCUUCGACCACAUUUUCCGCCAAGUCCAGUACGGGAAAGAGCACAGCUUGGUGCUGGUGACCGGCCAGGAGGUGGACAUGUCAACGCUUGCCACCCAGGCCGGAUCUAUCCUGAACAAUUUGGUGCUGAGAGCUCAGGAGCUGGUGCUCAACCUGCACUCCAUCCAAAUGGAUCGGCAAGAAUUCGUCUGCUUGAAAUUCUUGAUUCUCUUUAGCCUCGAUGUGAAGUACGUGGAGAACUCCAGCGUGGUGAAGGAGGCCCAAGAAAAAGCCAACACAGCCCUGAUGGAGUACACCCUCUGCCAUUAUCCGCAUGUCACGGACAAAUUCCGGCAGUUGCUCAUCCAGUUGGCGGACAUCCGGGCACUCAGCAUGCAGGCUGAAGAUUACCUGUACCACAAACACCUGAGCGGGGAGGUGCCUUGCAACAACCUGCUGAUUGAAAUGCUGCAUGCUAAGCGGACUUGACCCCAGGCAGGGGACGGAUGGACGGACGGACGGAUGGGGGAGGCUGGAGAGGCUGGGACAGUGGGGAAGAGUCGAGCCGGUGGGGGAGAGGGGAGAGCAGGGUUGGCAAUUAGGGGAGCCCUCCCCUAAUCUGGGCUUGACCCGGGUCCUCUCGUUGUCCAGCCUGCUGAAAUUGGGCCAAUCCCACCCCGGGGGCUCUUGGUCUUUUUGUCCCAGAUGCUGUGAUGUUUGGAAAGCCGAAAGAGCAACUUAACCCUUGGAGACGGUUUGGUGGCCGAGUCUGCCGUGGGGGACCCCAA